AUGAAUACUGCUAAAAGUUCACAGAUUUCGAAUAAUUCCUCUAAAAAAUCCACAGCUAGCUCAUUAAAAUUAAUAUCGAAAGUUCUUGGAAUUACAUUUGUUAUUCUUUUUUUUUAUUCCAACGGCCAUAAUGAAAAUAUAGAUGAACAUGGAAUACGAAAUGUAAGACAUUUAGCCGAAUAUAUGCCAAACAUUACAAAUCCAAGUGCAAAUGUAUACCAUUUCAGUAGAAAUGAAUAUAACCAAGAAAGAGAAGAAACUAGAAAUAAUUAUAAUUCCUGGACAAGCGGAGACGUACCAAAUAAUGGUCAAUAUUCUGAAUAUCGAACCUCUACCUCAAUUACUGAUAAUAUAAAAUCACGUGCUAAAACCUUUGUCCAUCUAUUAAAAACUUACUACUACUAUUGGAUUCCUAUGGUCUUAGGUUAUUAUUUUGCUUUGAAGAAUUUGGGACCAGACUGCACUUUGUUGAUAACAGCAAUAAUGGGUGCAUUGUAUUAUAUUCAUAUAAAUUCUGCGUAA
Molecule: messenger RNA, 522 nt
Organism: Plasmodium yoelii
Lineage: Eukaryota; Apicomplexa; Aconoidasida; Haemosporida; Plasmodiidae
Product: Plasmodium exported protein, unknown function
Exons: 2
Coding region: 1-522 (173 amino acids)
Source: RefSeq, a predicted model, not a curated record